GGCUUCCCUGGGCGAGUCGUUCGAGGUGGAGAGUGCCUUCGUGCACACCAUGGAGCGCUUCUUUGGUGCUCCGGAGGAUACAGUCACCAUCGCGACUGGCGUUGGUGAUGACGCUGCGCGACCUCAUCAUAUUCAAGGAGACUCUUAAAUCCCAGAUGGAGCACGUGCUGCAUGGCAGAAUCACCAACUUUCUGGAAAACGAUCUCAACAACCUCAAG
Molecule: messenger RNA, 218 nt
Organism: Closterium sp. Naga37s-1
Lineage: Eukaryota; Viridiplantae; Streptophyta; Zygnematophyceae; Desmidiales; Closteriaceae
Source: the annotation of a GenBank genome assembly